Molecule: messenger RNA, 261 nt
Organism: Penicilliopsis zonata CBS 506.65
Lineage: Eukaryota; Fungi; Ascomycota; Eurotiomycetes; Eurotiales; Aspergillaceae
Exons: 2
Coding region: 1-261 (86 amino acids)
Source: RefSeq, a predicted model, not a curated record
AUGGUCAUCGUCGUACAGUCGGAAGAAUUUCUCACCAGCUGCCCUCCUAACCUGCCUCCAAGAAACCGAGCCGUUGCCGUCUGUGGGAUUGCAGAUGUGAAUGAUGCUGCCCGUCCUGGCGACGACGGCUGGUUCGUAUCAGACUUCUACCUGUUCAGACACCUUCUGUCAUCUCGAGUGACAUACAGACUCGGUGCGAUGCAUGAAGCCGACUACUAUCGCCGGCAGAUGGGGAUCGAUGACCCCUCAGUCUUAAGUUGA